GAGCCUGGAAGAGGAAGGGAGAGGAGAGCCUGGAAGAGGAAGGGAGAGGAGAGUCUGGAAGAGGAAGGGAGAGGAGAGCCUGGAAGAGGGAGGGAGAGGAGAGCCAGGAAGAGAGAGGAGAGUCUGGAACAGGAAGGGAGAGGAGAGCCUGGAAGAGGAAGGAGAGGAGAGCCAGGAAGAGAGAGGAGAGCCUGGAAGAGGAAGGGAGAGGAGAGCCUGGAAGAGGAAGGAGAGAAGAGUCUGGAAGAGGAAGGAGAGGAGAGUCUGGAAGAGGAAGGAGAGGAGAGCCAGGAAGAGGAAGGAGAAGAGAGCCUGGAAGAGGAAGGGAGAUGAGAGCCUGGAAGAGAAAGGGAGAGGAGAGCCUGGAAGAGGAAAGGAGAGCCUAGAAGAGGAAGGAAAAGAGAGGAGAGCCUGGAACAGGAAGGAGAGGAGAGCCUGGAACAGAAAGGGAGAGAAGAGGAGAGCCUGUAAGAGGAAGGGAGAGGAGAGCCUGUAAGAGGAAGGGAGAGGAGAGCCUGGAAGGAGAGGAUAGUCUGGAAGAGGAAGAGAGGGAAGAGGAAGGAGAGGAGAGCCUGGAAGAGGAAGAGAGGGAAGAGUCUGGAAGAGGAAGGAGAGGAGAGCCUGGAAGAGGAAGGAGAGUGGUCCUACAUGGAGUGGCAUUACUAUGGGUUCCUCUCUGGUGGCCCGGGACACCCCUGAGGGUUAGCGUGCCUCGUGGUCCUUCAUCUGCCCGGCCGGACCCCCUGAACUUCACAACCUUUAGAUACAGACUGUGCGAGAGCCGUCUUCCCUGAUCAUCUCGGCGAAGGCUUUGAGGGAUGUUCUAGAGACGUUGCCUCUCUCCUGGCAUGUGUCAGGUGGUUCCAGUGCAGUCACAUGACGCGUCUUCUCCCCCAGGUGUGGUAAUGAUCAGAUGUGGCGCGGAGCUGAUGCUCAUUAGCUUCAGUCGUGGCUCUUUAGGUCCUCACUUCCGGGCUCAGGUGCGUUCUGCCUCCCCGGGGGGCGCUGCUUGGGAUCCGUUACUAAGGUUCACGUCACCUGUGCCUCUGGUGUGACACAGCGCCCGCAGUAUAGACACCACACAGGACGCCGAUCCCACCAGCUGCAGCCAUGAAUACCCUAACCCAGAUGAUGUCCCACCGAGCCGAGAGGAUGGAGAAAGAGGAAAUCAAAGCCUGGACCAAGCCCUUAGAGAACACCAACAACCCCAGCACCCAGAAGCGGGCGUUGAUCCUGGACCCGGCCGGUAGCUGGUACUACGCUUGGCUCAACAUCAUGGUCGUCCCCAUCACAUACAACUGGGUCAUCAUCAUCUGCAGGUCUUGCUUCACUGAGAUGCAGUACGAGUACCUGCUGGUGUGGCUGUGCCUGGACUAUCUGUGCGACAUCCUCUACAUCAUGGACAUAGUCGCCAACUUCCAUACAGGUUUCCUGCAGGAAGGGAUCCUGGUCACCCACAGACGUCUGAUCGCCGGUCACUACGUCCGCUCCACCAAGUUCCGUUGGGACCUCCUGUCCAUCCUCCCCACAGACUUCCUGUACUUCAGGUUCGGCAUCCAUACGCCGGCCGUCCGGGUCAAUCGCUUCCUCCGUUUCCAUCGUUUGUUCGAGUCGUUUGACCGCACAGAGACGCGGAUCCCAUACCCCAAUGUCUUCCGGAUCUGUAAGCUGAUGGCCUACAUCUUCGUGGUCAUCCACUGGAACAGCUGCAUCUACUUUGCCCUCUCCAGUUACGUGGGGUUUGGGAAGGAUGAGUGGGUGUACCCCAACAUCUCACACCCCGACUUUGGACGUCUGGGGCGUAAGUAUCUGUACAGCUUCUACUUCUCCACCCUCAUCCUGACCACGGUGGGGGACAUCCCCGCCCCCAUGCAGGAAGAGGAGUACAUCUUCAUGGUGGUGGACUUCCUCAUCGCCGUCCUCGGAUUCGCCACCAUCAUGGGGAGCAUGAGCUCCGUGGUCUCCAAUGUGAACAGUGCCGACAAGUCCUUCUACCCCAGUUACGACCAGGUGAAGCUGUACAUGAAGAUGUAUAAGGUGAACAGGAGCCUGAAGAAGAAGGUGAUAGCCUGGCACCAGCACCUGCAGAUCAACAAGAAGCUGACCAACGAGAACCAGAUCCUGGAGAACCUGCCCGUGAGGUUACGGGUGGAGGUGGCGGUCAGCGUCCACAUGUCCACCCUGAGCAAAGUGCAGAUCUUCCAGCACUGUGAGAAGGGUCUUCUGGAGGAGCUGGUGCUGAAGCUGAAGCCACAAGUCUACAGCCCCGGGGAGUACGUCUGCAAGAAAGGCGACAUUGGCCGCGAGAUGUACAUCAUCAAGGAGGGCAAGCUGGCCGUGGUGGCCGAUGACGGGGUCACGCAGUUCGCAGUCCUCGGGGAAGGCAUGUACUUUGGGGAGAUCAGUAUCCUCAAUAUCAAGGGUAACACAUCUGGGAACCGCAGAACCGCAAACAUCAGAAGCAUUGGCUACUCGGAUCUGUUCUGCCUCUCCAAGGAGGAUCUAAAUGACGCCCUGAGUGAGUAUCCUGAUGCCAAGGCUAUGCUGGAGGAAAAGGGCCGAGAGAUUCUCCUGAAGAUGAAUAAACUGGACGAGAACCUGGCCGCUGAGCUGGUGGCCAAGCAACAAGAGAUGGACAACAAGCUGAGGCGCCUGGAGGUCAACCUGGACUCUCUGCAGACCAAGCUGGCCCGGCUCCUGGCUGAGCUGGAGUCCAGCGCCGUCAAGAUGUGUCAGAGGAUCAAACAUCUGGAGUGGGAGAUAAGCUUGUGGGAGGAAGAGGAGUCUGAGCAGGGGCCCCAAGAUGGACAAUGACCCUGGGGGUCUAGGAAGAGACCCCUACAAUAUGGUGACGGAGCAGAUGUAUCAGGUGCAAUAGUCUCCACAUACAGAGCAGAACUGCAGGAAGGAACCAAGAAAGAGAAGUCAUAGAGAGACAAUAGGCAGGAAACAUAGGGUGGGCUCUGGCCAUGUGGACCCCUAGACUCCAUGAUGGGGGAAUAACAACUACAGCCUCCUAGGAAAUAACAAGCAGAUUGUGUCCCCUCUGUUAUCGUCACGUGAUCCAGGGUUGGGCCCGAGCAGUAAAGAUGGCGGCCGUGGCCUAGUGAGGACUCCCUAUAAUCUUAGUCCUCCUGAUACACGCUCUCCAUUCGUGGGGUAGUAUUGGAGCCUUCCCGUUCCAAUAUAUUGCCAUCAUGUGAGUGAAAAAAAUUAAAAACUUUUAAAAAAAUUUGCCAGAAAAUAAA
Messenger RNA from Hyla sarda, 3248 nucleotides. RefSeq names its product cyclic nucleotide gated channel subunit alpha 4 (gene CNGA4). Lineage: Eukaryota; Metazoa; Chordata; Amphibia; Anura; Hylidae. Bases 1111 to 2814 code for a protein of 567 amino acids. Gene Ontology annotation, biological process: monoatomic cation transmembrane transport; potassium ion transport. The record is from RefSeq and is a predicted model, not a curated record. The transcript has 6 exons. Gene Ontology annotation, cellular component: plasma membrane; intracellular cyclic nucleotide activated cation channel complex. Gene Ontology annotation, molecular function: cGMP binding; voltage-gated potassium channel activity; intracellularly cGMP-activated cation channel activity.